AUGGCUCAACGUAUACCUCUAGUGAGAACACAACACAAAAGCAAAAUCACUGCCAUUUACUGGGCUGGAUUUGUGGAUUUAACACUCCAUGAUCAGGUCCACCUACUGGAAUGUGCCUGGUUAGAGAUACUGAUGAUUGGCUUAGUCUGGCGCUCCAUGGAACACCCAGGAAAGCUUUUAUUUGCACCUAACCUAUUACUGGACAGGAAUCAAGGAAAGUGUGUAGAGGGCAUGGUGGAAAUCUUUGACAUGCUGCUGGCUACUGCUGCUCGGUUUCGGGUGAUGAACCUUCAAGGGGAGGAAUUUGUGUGCCUUAAGUCCAUCAUCCUGCUCAAUUCUGGUGUGUACACUUUUCUUUCCAGCACCUUGAAAUCUCUGGAAGAGAGAGACUAUAUUCACCGUGUUCUGGACAAAAUCACAGACACUCUGAUACACUUAAUGGCUAAGUCGGGUCUUUCUCUGCAGCAGCAGCACAGACGGCUGGCUCAGCUCCUCCUCAUCCUCUCUCACAUCAGACACAUGAGCAACAAAGGCAUGGAGCACCUGUACAAUAUGAAGUGUAAGAAUGUAGUUCCACUCUACGAUCUGUUGCUGGAGAUGCUGGACGCUCACCGACUGCAUGCCCCAGCAGCCAGGAGUGCUGCACCGAUGGAAGAGGAGAACCAGAGCCAGCUGACAACUGCAUCAGCUUCAUCUCAUUCCUUGCAGUCUUUUUAUAUAAAGAGCAAAGAAGAAGAGAAUAUGCAGAAUACAAUAUAAACAAGAGCCAGCAUACAUAAUGGUAUGAGAAACCCAGCAGCGUACUACCUAGCUCAUGCUUCAUUUUGUCUAUAGUGCCACCUGUGUAAACACUCCAAUGACAACAGUCACC
This is a messenger RNA of Apaloderma vittatum (bar-tailed trogon), 871 nucleotides long. It is a transcript of the gene ESR1, whose product is annotated as estrogen receptor 1. The record is from RefSeq and is a predicted model, not a curated record. The coding region runs from base 1 to 759 and encodes 252 amino acids. The transcript is spliced from 5 exons. Lineage: Eukaryota; Metazoa; Chordata; Aves; Trogoniformes; Trogonidae.